Messenger RNA from Pecten maximus, 570 nucleotides. RefSeq lists its product as uncharacterized. Lineage: Eukaryota; Metazoa; Mollusca; Bivalvia; Pectinida; Pectinidae. The transcript has a single exon. Bases 1 to 570 code for a protein of 189 amino acids. The record is from RefSeq and is a predicted model, not a curated record.
AUGGGACAUAGCUUUGUGCGCCGUUUAUCGGAAUUUGUGUCGAGUAGGGAUGCAGAAUGGCGGAAUUUGAGGCUAGAGGAGUCGAGUAUCAAGGUUUCCUUUCUGGGCAAAGGCGGAGGUCGAGUUUCUGAUCUUUUUUCUGAUCAAUUCAGACGUUUCGUGGAGGCGGUAACUCCCGAUGUGGUUAUACUUCAAAUAGGUGGCAAUGAUGCUGAUUGUCCUUCGGCAGAACCUCGUCGAUUGACGAUUAACAUUUUCUCGAUUGCGGAGUGGUUGCUUGGGUAUGGGGUAAAGCAUGUUGUGAUUAUGCAGUUGUUACCGAGACAGCUAACUCGUCGGGUUUCCCCCGUUGUGUACAACGAGUUUAUUAAGACUGUGAACCAACACAUCAAACGCAUGGCUAGCACACGAGGUGAUAUUUCUUACCACAAACAUAAAGGUUUGAAGGGAAGUCCCACAAAUGUGUUUCGUCGAGAUGGGGUUCACCUAAAUGACGCGCACGGGCUCCCCAAGUAUGUAAGGAGCGUGCGCGGUGCGGUCAUUGUAGGGGCCAGACAACUCAGCUCGUGA